GCAAAUUACAUUAAUUAUUCAACCACACAGAUUUGCCUAGUCUACUGUCUACUGGCACUGGGGAUAACGUAAAAAGUAUUGAUAUGAUAACAUUUUUAUUCUUGGUUUAAACAGACGCACAGAAGCGUCGCUAUUCAGAAACCUCCAUAUCAUAGGGUAGUGGUAUCAAUCAGUAGAGAUGCAUAUUUAUGUCUAGGAUAGGCCUGGGCCCUAAUAAUGCCUGCUCUUUGUCGGGAUCAAACAAAAUAAACUUUCUUCACCUACCUUCUGUCGUUAUUAGAUACAUUUGUGUGUAAAAUACAAGAGAGUAUAAAUAUAUAGGCCUAUUUGCUGAUGAUACUUUCAUGGAUUCGCCCACACUAAAAUAAGUUAAAAUAAACAUUAAUUUAAUUAAUAGCAAAAGUCAUGAGUAGGUACUCAGGGCUGUGUUACCAAUUUCGUUUCCUGCGUAAAGAAAUUUCUUAUUUUAGAAUUAUGUUAAGAUUGUUAACAGCGUCAAUUUUAAAUUAAAACGAAAUUUAAUCAAAUUAGUGUUUAGUGCAUGCAUAGCGGUCGUUAGUUAACGCAAACGCGCAUGCGUAACAUCCGAACAAAUUCGCGCGUUCUUUUGUUUGCAAAAAGAACAUAUACUAUAGCAACAAAAUUGUUUUUAUUUCAUUCACAUAAUACCAUGAUACUACAGUCUACUAAGCAGCAGCUGUACACUUACGAAUGUUUACAACUAGGCCUAAUGUUUUUAUCUUUUGUGAAUAUACGUAGAAUAUUUAGGGGGCCUAGACCUUAAUAAAUUAUUGUUAGGCCUAGACGUCUGUUAUUAUUAUUAUUAUAUCAAUUGUCUAAGUAUAUAAUAUGAUUACAGACGACGAGGAAAUUGAUUUUAAUAUUGAAGUAGCUGAUCAGCGAUGUUUUGUGCGUCUGUUUAAACCGAGAAUAUUGACUCCAUUGGAAUACAUAUGCAAUUGCAUUAGAAACUACAACUUGGAAGCCUGUAGGUCGGUGAUAAAUGUAAGGUUGUGCUCUAUUCAAAUACAUUUAUUUACUUUUUUCAAUGUCCUUAUAUUAACUUUUUUAACCAUCUCGUUAUGAUGAAAAUAUUCUACAAUUUUAAUAUUAUUAUUAUAAUAUACAGAAAAUAAAUUACACGGUAGGCCUACACAAAGAACUACGCAAGGUCUAGCCUAUGCAUAAGCCUGUAACUGAUGAAAUAUAUUUUUACUAGGCCUAGAUUUAAAAUGCAUCUUUUUAGUUAGGGUCUGUUUCUGUUCAAUUUGAUAAAAUACCAGUUAUUUUUUUGGCCAAGCUAAAUUGAUAAUAAUGAAUUGUAAAAAGAAAUGUGGAUAAAAAAUUUCAAUUUUUUUAGAUAUUUAAGACAGAUUAAAGUAACUAAAGAGUUCAUCUUCAAUAUAGUCUCUUUUCUAUCAGCAUAAUGACGUAGCUAAUCCUAGCCUAGCACUUAAAAGUAAAAUAUAGGAUAUAUAUUUUGGUUUUUCUUUUCCCAAAUGAAAUACUUUGUUGAUGCAUAUGAGGGAAAAUGUCUAUGUUUUCGAAUGGCACAUAAUUAUUUCGCACCGGUGAUUUAUAAAAACAAGUAUCAUACACCAUUUACGGGAGCGCAGCAUUUGUAUUUAAACGCCUGUAAAUUAUCCUAAUCAAUACAAGAAUGACACCAUUAUAAUAUAUUGUAUCAAAAUUGUGUCACUUAGUCCAUGACACUGUCAAUCAAUCAGAUGAGUAAUAAAUGACAAUGAAGUCAGGUUCAUGUGCAGUAUAAUAAAUAGAAUUAAAGUUUCAGGUUCAGACUGCGAUCAUCUGUAAUCGAUGUCAGUACGCGUGGCUGUUUUGCAUAGCCUAUAGGUCUUGUGCAGCAGACAGAAAGCAUAAUACACUGGCCAAGAGCAUCAUAGCCACCUACCGUAGUGGAUCGGCCUUGUUUUAAAUCACUGUGUGAAAGUGCAUAUUUAUGAAAGCUGACUGGCAUAUCAAUGUUGGGCCUUUAUUAAUCUUUCUAUUAGUUUGCUCUUUUCUUUUUUUGGUAGGGACCUAUCGACUGGAGACAGAUUUUCUCUGGAACGAAUCCACCAACAGACCCAAGUUUGAUGCCUCUACAUAUUCUUUGCAAUCAGUUUCCAUCGAAUUCAGAACUAGAAAUGGCACGAUUGAUACUUAGCUCUGGGUUGAAUCCCAACCUACAGGACAACCUCGGACGUACUGCAAUCCACUGCCUUAUAAGGAGACUUCAUUGGGAACGUAUGAACAAUCGAUCGACAGUUAUUGACGUUACUUUGACACGUGGGUUUCAAUUGCUAAAGUUGCUCAUCCAGUAUGGAGUUUACGUCAAUUUGCAGGAUCUUGACGGCAGAACUCCAGUUCAUCUAUGUGCAUUUUACAACAUCGUAGGGUUGGUACCAACUAUAAUUCCUAUUGUGCAGAUGAAGAUAGAUUUGGAAAUUGCAGAUGUAUUCGGCAACACACCCCUUCACAUUGCGGCAGACUACUGUCACUUGGGUUUCCUUCAGGAACUGGUUUCUCUCGACGCUAAUCCCGGAUUUCAAAACGGUAAUUCGGAAACAGCUCUGCAUCUUGUUGCCAAAAACUUCCUUAAUCGUGGCGUAGAAUGUGCCACAUUUUUGGUCUCCGAAUGUAAAGUUGAUGUAAAUCAAAGAGAUGACAGGAACGGGCGCACACCAUUGCACAUUGCUUGCUUGCAGAGUAGAAAUCGUGAUCGAAUGGUUAGCACACUGAUCGAUUUAGGCGCAGACCCGAACAUCGCAGACGAUACAGGAGAAACACCGUUGACUCUCUACUUGCAAAAUCACUUGAGUAUUCUGCAGGAGUAUUUGCAUCAGAAGAGACCACUUGCAGAUGUCUAUGGUAUUAGUAACCUGGGUGGCUACAUUGACCAUCUCCAUGGUCUUAAUUCAAUGCUGAAUGAAAUGUCACAGGUGAACAUUGGAGCAUUACAAGACAUCAACAAUAUCUCCUUCGAAGAUAAAUUUGAAUCUAAACUCGUGAUGGACAAGCUCUUGCAUAGGGGUAAAAAUCCAUCUUCGUUGCAAUUUAUUUGUCGAUGCUGCAUCAGACGAAUACUCAAGGGAAAAAAUAUUUCCCGUAGUUUACUGACGUCAUUAGAAUUAACUAAUCCGGUUAUUGACAUUAUACUCUUACCCCUGAAGAGAAUAACAUUAGCAGUUGAAUAUAAUAGUCAUACAAACGAGCCCACGUCUCCAUUUUUCCUUUGGAGCAUGCAGGGAUCCUACAGAGUUACUGCAUACACAUGGAACCAAAGUUGAUAAUGCAGGCUAAACUAUUACCCUAAAAAAAAUUAAACUGAAAUAAAUAAAAAUUUAUAAGGAUUUUUUAGAUGUUCACAUCACAUCAACUGAUAAAAAUUAAUAGGUUCAAACGUAUGAGUAUGCAAGUCAUUAAAAUGAAGUCUUUUUACAGGUUGAGGUCUUUCUACAGAUUAUUUUUUUCUUUUAUGCCAAACUUAUGCAAGUUCUAUUACAAAUACGCCAGUUAGACACGAACCAAAGUUAAAUAGUAUGGGCGAGGGGGUCAUGUGAACACUAGUUUCUACCAUCAAUUUUAUUGCUUCAGUUAUUCAUAAUUUUUAUAAUUAUGUUUAGACUAUGAAUUGAGCCCUCUAUAGUUAUAUUUUAUGCGACUGGCUUUCAGAAAAAAAUUAUAAUUUCCGUUUUUCAGAUUUGCCCAAAACUAGUAAAUGUCGGGGUUUCUAGAGCCUCAGAGGGAAUGAAACGUUUUUGCAUGAUACUAUUCUGUUAUAUUGUGAACAAGUGUGAGUAGCAGCACUGACGUCAUAAAGCUAUUUCUUUAAGUCAGUUCCAGAAAAUUUAUGGAUAGUUUAUCCAAAAUGUAUUACUGUAUUUUGCUCCCUCAUCAUCAACUCCGGAAACACAAUUCCAUUGCCAGCGUGACAAGGUGUGGUUGACAGAUCAUUUUAAACAACAAACAACUCAGACUGCCAUUAUGCAGACAGCCUCGCUGUCAAAUAUAGACAGUGUGUU
Messenger RNA from Anneissia japonica, 4025 nucleotides. Its product is annotated as ankyrin-1-like. Bases 2097 to 3290 code for a protein of 397 amino acids. Gene Ontology annotation, cellular component: Golgi membrane. The transcript has a single exon. The record is from RefSeq and is a predicted model, not a curated record. Gene Ontology annotation, biological process: protein palmitoylation. Lineage: Eukaryota; Metazoa; Echinodermata; Crinoidea; Comatulida; Comatulidae. Gene Ontology annotation, molecular function: protein binding; palmitoyltransferase activity.